Molecule: messenger RNA, 1937 nt
Organism: Colossoma macropomum (tambaqui)
Lineage: Eukaryota; Metazoa; Chordata; Actinopteri; Characiformes; Serrasalmidae
Exons: 3
Coding region: 970-1572 (200 amino acids)
Molecular function (GO): monoatomic cation channel activity
Source: RefSeq, a predicted model, not a curated record
UGUUAAACUGUGUUAAAACUGUGUUUCAACAAUAAAGAUGAACUUAAAAAGAAGGAACUGUCAAACAAACUCAGUAGGUUUAUUUUAGAGUAACUGGUGAAUGAGCUUUAGGUUUCUUCACUCAAUCCAAUGAAUGAAUUUCAACAUUUUGACAGUUUCUUGAGAACUACACAGAAAGGAUGAUAUGUCCCAGACCUAAACUCACUCAUUUGGUAUAGUUCUCUAGCUCUCUCCUUAAGAAAGGUGAUCAUACAUCCUUUUUUCCAGGAUAUGACCUCACUUUGUGACCUAUAAAUGAGGCCAGAAUUUGCAAAUUGCAUAAAAUGCCCAGAAUUUGUCUUUGCUUCCAUGUUGCCAAUUGCUUUCUACAGUCGCCCUCCUGUGCCCAGUAUCCCCUUUUUAAAGACUAAGUUAGCUAAGUUACAUUCCCUUUUCAACACGAGUGACCUUGCCAUCUUCAGGGUUGCAGCCUUUUAGUGUUCUGAUGCCUGUUAAUAGAAGCAAAACACGGACACAAAUACUGGCUCCUGCAUUUGCAGAAGUAAAGAGAAAAUGAAAGUAAUGAAUCCACGUGACUUCUGGUAAACACAAAUCUAAAAGCUCCUCUGGAAUUCUCUCUGCAAGGGUGAAACUACAUUGUUCCUCUUUUGUAAACCACACCUCUUUCAGGAAGGUGCCAAGUUUGUAGACUCCAGCUGGUUUCUAAAAGUCACCUUCUCCUGUUGGUGAACGCAAGCCUGGGAAGGGCACAACUGUCUGCUUAGCCGCACCCGAAACUUAAAGGUAUUAACAAAGUAACUCUGACACAACAGGAAGGGCUGAGAGUCAGGAGGCUCGGUGGAAGACUCUGAGGGGGUCUUCUGAGUACUGUGUUGCACAUUUGCAGGCACUUCUCUGCUUCUUGAUUGCUUCGACAUCCAAUUUCAAGGAGGACAACAGAUCCAAACGAGCAGAUCUUCACCCGAAAGGAUGAACUUCCUAAAGGAUUCUUUGCUCAGAUUUGGACGAAUGACACAGUCAUCUCCUCUCCACGCUACGGUACCUGUUACCUUCAUCCUGAUGGGAGCUGAAAAGAUGAUGGAGUUUGAGUUCUCUUGCCCGUGUGAUCCUCGGUUGAACUUAAGCCUGGUCUCCCUUACGUUCAGUGUGCCUACUCUGCUUGUGUUCACCAUGAUGCUGAUUCUGGCGAGGCCUUGUAAAUACACCUGCGGAUGCUGUUCAUGCAAAAGGUUUGCAGAGUCUUUCCUUGCUUGCCUGAUUCCACCAACCGUGUGGCUUAUUUUGCUGUUUCUGGAUGGCCAGUAUUUGGCCUGUGGGAUGACAUACUGGAACGGAAUUUAUGUGUCGGAUAUGGGCGAUCCUCCGGUGAGGUGGUGUGAACCUAUUAGCUCAAAUAAAAUAAAAGGAAGAAGACAGCACCAAGAUUUUGUAACAUAUUCAAAGAUUGUGGGUUAUUUUCUGCUGUUUGUCAUCUGCCUUGUAACCGUGUGUGCUGUGUGUUGCUGGGACUGCUGUCAUCCAAAAGAGCAGGAUGUGGAAAAAGUAUCAGAUGGUAAAACACGUCAACAGUGAAGCAGAAGCGACGGUUCCUUGACGGAUCCCAAUGGGUCCUUCUGCACUGGCCCUGCUUGACCACCGUACAGCCAAUUGUUUGUGCCAUUCAACCUGGAAAAAUCCUGAUCUGGAUGUUCCGGAGACUUUAAUGAACAGUCAGCUGUCACAGUCCUCACACUUCUGUCAUGAUCUGCAAUGAGCUUCAUCCCUGUGACCCCCCUAUGAACUCUACACUGUACUUCAUCCCCACCAUGUUAUUAUAUUUAACAUCCAGAAUUAAAUGAGUUACAAACUCCAUAUUACAUAAACUAUAUUUGUUUAUCAUUCAUCUACACACAGCUGUUCUGAUUUUGGGCCGGUGACUUUAGAUAUAAAUAAACCAA